Molecule: messenger RNA, 1251 nt
Organism: Perkinsus marinus ATCC 50983
Lineage: Eukaryota; Perkinsozoa; Perkinsida; Perkinsidae
Exons: 9
Coding region: 1-1251 (416 amino acids)
Molecular function (GO): calcium ion binding
Source: RefSeq, a predicted model, not a curated record
AUGGGUGCUAAUGAUGUGAAUCCGUUCGGUAAGUCCAACAGGAGCUACUCCAAGUCGCCUUUCUACUCGUCUGGCAAGUCUCGAUCGUACCAUGCGAAGAAGAGGUCGAAGGCGUCGUGGGUGGAGCUCUUGAACGGCUGGUGCGGCAUCACUGCAGUACCGUGGGAUCAGAUACGUAAUAGGAUCCAGGCGGCUCGAGACGACCGCAAGCUCGACCGCUUUCGGCCGAGGUAUCCGAAGAUUCGUCGCAUAGUUCGUGCACCAAAGUUCGAUACGAUUUCUGGAGCAGUGAACUUGCUCAAUUCACUGGUCAUUGGAGUUUCCACGUACGUACGUGGAGGGUUUCGCGGUGUUGCCCUGCUGGUAGUUGGGAAUCCAGAUAUGGCACAUAAGAUAGGACUGUAUUAUCCAGACUUUCCAACUACGUUGGAGCCAAUGUGGAUCGAUGCCAUGCAAAGGUUUCUCAUUCUCAUCCUGGUUGUCGAGUUCUUCCUCAGAGUUGCUGCGGAAGGGUUAGUGUGGUUCCUAUCUAUCUCCAACUGCAUCGAUGCGUUUCUCAUAUGGAUUCCCGGAGUGCGGCCUAUCAUGCAUACGUCCCUUGUGGGGUUUGGGGUCAUUCUGCUCUUUAUCGGUGUUUCAUCAUUUGUCCUGUUUAAUUUGGUGACCGCUAUAGUGGUAGAGCAAGCGUUCUCGGCGGUGUCGGCUGACAAGGAGCUGCUGGCUAGUAUGAGGCGGUCAAGUCAACAGGAGGCUGUGGAGGCUUUGAAGAUGUUAUUUGAAGAACUCGACGAGGAUGGGAGCGGCGAGUUGUCCUCACAGGAGUUUACGGACGUGCUGGACGACCCUAAGUUCAUUCGAAGGCUGGCUAUGCUCGAUCUUGACGUAUCGGAACUACCGGAGCUGUUUACGCUGUUCGACACAGGGGACGGUAUGGUUAGCACGGAGGAGUUCUGCGAGGGCAUGCUCCUGGCAAGAGGGGGUGUUGUUUCGUGUCCACUACCCGAUAUGUUUAACUGUGUGGUCUACGCUAAGACGCUGAGCGAGGUGGUGGAGGUAUGCGGGACUGAGCAACUUGAAGAGCGGGUGUAUUUGCCAAUGCUGGAGUGUACUGACGUUCAUAUUCCGGAGCUCAUGGUGCAGAUGGAUGACGCUUUCACGGACCUGACAGUUAUGACCCAGUGUAUCAAGCCGAGUUUGUAUAAGAAAGGAAAAAUUCAGCAGAACUUCUCCAAAAUUUCGUCAGAAUCUUGA